Molecule: messenger RNA, 576 nt
Organism: Rotaria sordida
Lineage: Eukaryota; Metazoa; Rotifera; Eurotatoria; Philodinida; Philodinidae
Source: the annotation of a GenBank genome assembly
AUGGGUAAUAAAGAAGGCAAAUCAACUGAAUCGACUGAAUUAACUCCAAAACAUAUUGCCUUCCUCAAAGCAAAUACUAAUUAUUCUGAACAAGAAAUUCGAAAUUGGCAUGCGAAAUUUAUUGAUGAUUGUCCCAAUGGUAAACUAAGCAAAAGACAAUUUUCUAAACUUUACAAACAAUUCUAUGAAGAUGGAGAAGGAGACAAAUAUUGCAAACAUGCUUUUGAUAUGUUUGAUACUGAUGGUAAUGGUUCAAUCGAUUUUGAUGAAUUUCUUAUAGCUCUUUCAGUUCCAACUCAAGCAAAUCUUGAGGAUCGUCUUAAUGUUAUUUUUGAUAUGUAUGAUAUGUCGAAUGAUGGACAUAUCGAUCAAAGACAACUGACGAAGUGGAUUACUGCUAUGUAUGAUCUUGUAGGUGAAACUGAUCGUAAAGGUGAUAAAGAUCCAAAGAGACGAGCUGUAGAGAUUAUGAGAAGCCUUGAUAUUAAUGGUGACAGAAAAUUGAGUAAAGAAGAAUUCAUCGCUGGAUGCAAAAAAGAUUCACAUAUUCGUAAACUACUUGCUCCUGAAACUUAA